Molecule: messenger RNA, 1156 nt
Organism: Macroventuria anomochaeta
Lineage: Eukaryota; Fungi; Ascomycota; Dothideomycetes; Pleosporales; Didymellaceae
Product: ferredoxin reductase-like protein
Exons: 3
Coding region: 1-957 (318 amino acids)
Cellular component (GO): mitochondrion
Molecular function (GO): oxidoreductase activity
Source: RefSeq, a predicted model, not a curated record
AUGCCCACGACGCGCUCUGCCAAGGCGAAGAGCAUAAGUCACCAGGAACGCACCGCGAGCGAACCGCGGAACAAUGAACUCCACAAGGCCACUGUCGGUCAGGUGACAGACGUCAACGACCGCAUCAAGACGUUCAGGUUCGACAUUGUAGAUAAGAACGGCUUCAACUUCCUUCCAGGCCAAUGGCUCGACGUCUUCGUGCCUGACCUUGAGAAAGCCGGUGGCUUCACCAUCACAUCCUCGCCGAAAGAUGCACUGCCCCAGGGCAACCCCAACCACUCGCCCUUCUUCGAGCUUGCCAUACAAAAGAGCCCAGAUAAUCCGCCCGCGGCAUGGCUGUGGCAGCCUGUAGAAGAGAUACAAGGGAAGGAGAUCAGCGUGCGGGUAGGUGGGAGCUUUGUGUUUCCGCCGCCUGGUGUGAAUAUGGAACGACCGAAAAUCAAGCGCGCCAUCUUCAUCGCAGGUGGCGUAGGCAUCAAUCCUAUGAUGUCGAUGAUGUACUACAUCAACCAGAAUUAUCCCAAUCUCGAAGUGCGACUCCUCUACUCGACGAAGGUGCCCUCAAAAGAAACCAGUCAGGAGGAGGUCCUCUUCCUCCCACAAAUAAUCGACCUGUUCCGGAUACCGCGCUCCGAAUCAACCAAAGACCGCAUCGAGCUGUUCUUCACAGGCACAUGGGACGGCUCGGAAGUAAACCAGAGCAAUGACCAGCCCAUCCAGCCGCUUAUGUCCUUGACAUUACCAAAUCUCGACUCGGCGACGGAAGUACCAGUAAUUGCAUGGACACACCGCAUCAAUGAUAUUGCGCUGUCGAGUGCGGUUGGAAACAAAGACGAGGCUAAGCAUACCGUAUUCUACGUGUGCGGGCCUCCUACUAUGACUGACGAAAUCGUCCAAUACCUGAAAGAGCAGGACAAUGUCGCGCCUGAGCGCGUCCUUUGCGAAAAGUGGUGGUAAGAGCCAACAUGCUAGUAUAUCCCUAUCCCAACCUCUUGUUCCUCAGCUUGAGCGCAUUGUCUUUUUCGGUACAUAGCCGCCUUCCUUUGCCUACAGCAUAUCCGGCAACAUCCAACAUCAGCGUCGCAGUAAAUAGUCAGUCGAGUGUCACUUCACUCUGAAUCCACAACUCUUCAAUCGCAUCUUGAUCGCAGCAAGC